UGGCUUACAACUAUCACAAUUUCCACUGAAAUCAUGUUCAGACCAAACUAACAGGAAACCGUAAAAUAGCACCUACUACAUCUAUAUUUUCCUGUGAAAACGUUACACCGCAUGUUGACACCCAAGAUAAGCAAACAUCGACGGCGAUGACAAAAUACCAAGAAUUGUAGACAUGAUUACAGGAGAACGUAUUAGAAAAAAUGCUGAAAUGUGAAGAAGACUGAUUUCAUUGGCAUCAUGACUGAAAGGAACAAGCAAUGUUUGUCUGUUUACAUUCUGUGUUCUUUUACUUUUCCUAUGUUCUUGGACGGAUGCUGUCUAGGAAAUCAAAAGAAACAAACAGGUGGGAACCAGCGGGGAACUUUUCACCAGCGCUACAGAGCUGUGGAGGGGGAAGACUUCAUGAUACCAUGUGAAACUCUGAACCGGUCCAUGGUGUCAUGUUCCAUGACAGGAGAAGGCAGAGACGGAAAUGAAGGCCUGUCCUUUGUCUGUGGGAGAGACUUCCGAGCUGAAGCAAAACAUUCUGGAAAGUACACAUGCAGUGGCAGCAAGAUGUUUUUCCACCUGCAGGUGGUGAAUAGAAGUCUGGGAUGCUUACAGUCUAAUGGGAUCCAUAAGUCCGUAAGGCUGACUGUGGAUAAAGGAGGGGAGAUCCCCUGCCCAGGUCACAACUGUAGUAACAACCGAGAGAUCAUCUGGUACAAGCAUAACAGAACUGUGUCCCGACGCUACUGUCAGAAGCCUGGGUGGUUACAUCUCUGUCAUGUCAUAAAAGAGGAUGCUGGUGUAUAUUUCUGUGAUAGACAAAUAAUUGAGGAAGGAGUCAUAUGGACCUUCAGAAGGGCUGUUCACGUCACUGUCAACCCUCUUGAAUCAAAUGAACCUCCCAGCAUUAUUUAUCCCAAUGGGAACAUGAAAGAGGAAGUGGAACUUGGUCGGUCUCACACUCUAAUGUGUAAGGCACGUUUUCCUUUUGAGGCAGAUGUUUCGCCUGAGGUGAGGUGGUACAUUAACUACAGUGGCAAGAUGGAGAAUAUGACUCUACUACGCAUGGAGGAGCAACAUGAGGAGAGAGUAACAUUUGAAGUGCUCGAGGUUAUACGAAGAGCCAGCAUAAAAGAGGUGACUCCACAACUCUUGAACCAGAAUCCCACGUUUACCUGCAUCGCCAAUAACACUCAUGGAAACAGCAAUGUCACCAUCAAGCUCAUCGAGAAAAUGAAAGUAAAAUGGCCUUCACUGGUUGGGUAUCCUGUUGUGCCUUUGCUGCUGGUAGCUGGGCUGGGAAUGGUUUUGCAUGUGAAAUGGCUGGAAAUACAGCUUAUCUACAGAUCCCACUUCCAACAUGGAAAACAUGAUAAAGAUAAGAAAGAGUUUGAUGUGCUUCUGUCAUAUGUGUGGAGCCCCCCAACAGCUGAGCUUGAGGUUUUGACCAUUUCCUCCCAGAAAGGACCUGACACAGAUGAGGAAGCAUGUUUGUCUAGCAUGGACCCACUGAACACUGAGGAGGGUAACUCAAUCCAUAGACCACUAGAAGUGCUGCUACCCCAUGUUUUAGAGGACCGGUGGGCAUAUCGUCUCUGUCUGCUGGAGAGGGACGUGCUUCCUGGAGGAGCAUAUGCAAAUGAUGUGAUCCUUGCAAUGCAGAGAUGCCGAAUGCUUAUCUGUCUGCUGUCAGCUGACUACCUCUCUAACAGCAAUGCUGUGUUUGUACUGGAAUCAGGAAUUCAGGCUUUGCUGCAAAACUCUUCCCUCAAAGUCCUGCUAAUAUGGACCAGCGGAGCCUCAGCAUCCCUCAUCCAGCCGGACCCCCCGCUGCCCACACUGGUCCAAAGGGCCUUGAAGGUGCUACCCAGUCUGGUUUGGACCCCUGGCGACAGCAGCUUCUGGAGGUCUUUGAGGAAAGCCAUGCCCGAUCAGAGAGUGAAGCUCGUUUCACUCAUGCAGGACCAAUGAUUAAACUGUUCUGUUUGCAAGCAAGGGCAACACAUGAACAACAGCAUCAAGGUCAUUUUCACUUUUGUAGGGAUGCCAAAUCAAAAGUCUCAUUUUUAUAUACAUGUAGCAGAAAGCAUGUCCCUCUUUGUGUCAUUCUCAGAGCACAAUGGUGUGUACUCUGGUCUUUAAUUUCCAUAUGUACCAAAGAUAAACUGUUUAACAGUGCAUAAUCAUUUAUAGAAUGUAACAGGUAAAGUACUUGUCCAUCAAAAAAUAUGUCUAAACAAUGGAUGCUAGUAACAAACCUAAUUACCUUUUAUAUGACUGCAUGUAUACCAGCUUUAGUUCAUCAUGUAUUGUCACAGCAGACAUGUCUGCAAUAAACAUUUGACACAAUA
Etheostoma spectabile (orangethroat darter) is the source of this 2339-nucleotide messenger RNA. RefSeq names its product interleukin-18 receptor accessory protein. NCBI's taxonomy places the organism in Eukaryota, Metazoa, Chordata, Actinopteri, Perciformes, Percidae. The record is from RefSeq and is a predicted model, not a curated record. Gene Ontology annotation, molecular function: interleukin-18 receptor activity. Gene Ontology annotation, biological process: interleukin-18-mediated signaling pathway.